GUUGCAAGGUGCAACAAAAAAUUUUAGGACAAUAAAAAUAAGAAAAAUGUGGAAAUUUUACCAGUGAGUGUGUUACAUAAUAAGGCACAAAAAGAAAAUGACUCUCUCCAGACACAACAGAAUAUGCUUCAACACACGAACUCAUAUAAAGAAUCUUGCAAACCAAAUCCAAAAACGAAAUAUAUGGUAAUGGUUCAGAAGAAAAAUAUCUGUGUAGUAUGGUGAGAGGAGGAAAAUAAUGGAAAAUGAAUUGGAUGAGAGCACAGGUAAAUGUGAGACACAAAUUGAAAGGUUUGGUUUUUCUGAUGAGAUGCCAAAAGAUUCAAAAACACCAUUACACCAUUGUGAUAUCUGUAAAAAAUCAUUCUCUCAAAAAUGUGAUCUCACUACACACCAACUUGUUCAUAGAAAAAAGAUGCCACAUUCGUGUGAUAUCUGUGAUAAAUCCUUCUCUCUAAGUCAUCACUUGACUGUGCACAAACGCAUUCAUACAGGGGAGAAGCCAUAUCAUUGUGAUAUCUGUGGCACAUCGUUCUCUCAAAAUGACCUCUUAACUAAGCACAAGCGUGUUCAUACAGGAGAGAAACCAUAUCACUGUGAUAUCUGUGGCACAUCGUUCUCUCAAAAUGACCUCUUAACUAAGCACAAGCGUGUUCAUACAGGAGAGAAACCAUAUCGCUGUGAUAUCUGUGGCAUAUCAUUCUCUCAAAAUGACCUCUUAACUAAGCACAAGCGUGUUCAUACAAAGAAGAUGCCACAUUCGUGUGAUAUCUGUGGUAAAUCAUUCUCUCGCGUUCGCCACGUAACCGAUCACAUACGCAUUCACACAGGAGAGAAGCCGUUUCACUGCGAUAUCUGUGGAAAAUCAUUCUCUCUUAGCCAUCACUUAAGUAGUCACAAACGUGUUCACACAGGAGAAAAGCCAUUUAGCUGUAAUGUCUGUGGUAAAUCAUGCUCGCAGAAAAGUAACUUAACUAAACACAAACUGAUUCAUACGGGAGAGGGUCCUGAUCCCAUUGGCAUCUCUGGUGAAUCAUUCGUUCAGAAUGAUGACAUAAGUACUCAGAAAUGCCUUCAGACGGCAGAGAAAUUAUAUCACUGUGAUAUUUGUGGUAAAUCCACCUCUAGUAGUAGUAACUUAACCGAGCAUAUACGAAUUCAUACAAGAGAGAAACCAUAUCGUUGUGAUAUCUGUGGAAAGUCAUUCACUCAGAAGACUAGUCUUACUUCUCAUAAAUACACUCACACAGGAGAAAAACCAUUUGAAUGCGAUAUUUGUGGUAAAUCAUUCUCUCAAAACAGUAGCCUUAUGUAUCACAAAUCCAUUCAUACUGGCGAGAAACCAUAUCACUGUGAUAUUUGUGGUGAAUCAUUCUCUCGGAAGAAUAGUCUUACUUCUCAUAAAUACACUCACACAGGAGAGAAACCAUAUGAAUGUGAUAUUUGUGGUAAAUCAUUCUCUCGAAACAGUACCCUUAUGUAUCACAAAUCCAUUCAUACUGGCGAGAAACCAUAUCACUGUGAUAUCUGUGGUAAAUCUUUCUCAAGUAGUCGUCAUUUGACCGAACACAAAAAUAUUCAUACCGGAGAUAUGCCAUAUCAGUGUGAUAUCUGUGGCAGUUCAUUUUCUCGGUAUUAUCACUUAAAUGAACAUAAACGCACUCAUUCUGGAGAGAAUCCACAUCAGUGUGAUAUCUGUGGUAAAUCGUUCUCCGGUAGUAGUAAUUUAACCGAUCACAUACGUAUUCAUACAGGUGAGAAGCCGUAUCGUUGUGAUAUCUGCGGUAAAUCAUUCUCCCGAAAUCAUGACUUGACUGUACACAGACGAUAUCAUACAGGAGAGAAGCCAUAUCGCUGUGAUAUCUGUGGUAAAUCGUUUCCGGCAAGUACGAAUUUAACCACACACAAACGAAUUCACACAGGUGAGAAACCACACGUGUGUGAUAUCUGUGGAAAAUCGUUCCCUCGGAAAAGCUGCUUAACCGAGCAUAAGCGUAGUCACACAGGUGAGAAACCAUAUCACUGUGACAUCUGUGGUAAGUUGUUCUCGCAGAGAGGUAAUUUGACAGAGCACAUUCGUAUUCAUACAGGUGAGAAGCCAUACAACUGUAACACCUGUGGGAAGACGUUCUCCCAGAAAAGUAAUUUGACCGAACACAUUCGUAUUCAUACAGGUGAGAAACCGUAUCACUGUGAUAUCUGUGGUAAGGCGCUGUCCAAAAAAAUCAGUGUGGUUGAGCACAAAUAUAUUCAUACAGGUGAGAAACCAUAUCAUUGUGAUAUCUGCGGUAAAGCUUUCUCUCAGAGAGGAAACCUGCCCAAACACAAACGUAUUCACACAGGUGAGAAACCUUACGACUGUGAUAUCUGUGGUAAAUCAUUCUCAGUGAAUUUUUAUUUGACUGAACAUAAACACAGUCAUACAGGAGAGAAGCCGUAUCGUUGCGACGUCUGUGAUAAAUCAUUCUCUUGGCUUCAUAGUUUGACCGAACACAAGCAGAUUCAUACAGGAAAGAGGCAGUUUAAUUGUGAUAUUUGUGGUAAGGUGUUCACUCGAAAUCUUCAUUUAGUUGAACAUAAAUAUACUCAUACAGGAGAUAAGCCGUAUCGAUGUGAUGUGUGUGGUAAGUCAUUCCUUCGAAAUUUCCACUUGACCGAACACAAAUAUAUUCAUACAGGAGAGAAGCCAUAUCACUGUGACGCCUGUGGAAAGUCAUUCUCUCGCAAGCAACAGUUGACUUCACAUGGUUGUAUCCGUACAGAAAAAUAAUGUUACCAAACAUUAUAAGACUGGAGGCGACGCUGGCAUCGACCACGAUUCGGAUAGUGCUUUUUACGUACCACCAGUCCAGGGGUCCUGGCAUCUGCCGGGUGCCAGUCAUAGGAUUGGUUCAAUUACGAUUCCGAAAAAGAAACAUCUUCAUUGAUUGCUUCUGUCAUGUGGAGGCACAUGGCCUAGUGGUUAGAGCAGCAGACUCACAGUCGAGGGAUCACGGGUUCGAAUCUCAGACUGAGCGAUGUGUGUGUUUAUGAGUGAAACACCUAAGCUCCAUGUGGCUCCGGUAGAAGGUAAUGGCGAACUUCUGCUGACUCGGGAGAUAAGCCACAUCACUGUGAUGUCUGGGAAAUCAUUCUCUCGCAAGCAACAAUUGACUUCACAUGGUUGUAUCCGUACAGAAGAAUAACGACACCAAAUCUAAGUUAUAUGAUGUAUAAAAACAUGUAACAUACUAAUAAAUAUCUGUAAAUAUAAAACCA
Messenger RNA from Octopus sinensis (East Asian common octopus), 3258 nucleotides. RefSeq names its product zinc finger protein 260-like. The record is from RefSeq and is a predicted model, not a curated record. Gene Ontology annotation, biological process: regulation of transcription by RNA polymerase II. Gene Ontology annotation, molecular function: RNA polymerase II cis-regulatory region sequence-specific DNA binding; DNA-binding transcription activator activity, RNA polymerase II-specific. The transcript has a single exon. Gene Ontology annotation, cellular component: nucleus. Lineage: Eukaryota; Metazoa; Mollusca; Cephalopoda; Octopoda; Octopodidae. Bases 239 to 2770 code for a protein of 843 amino acids.